This is a messenger RNA of Xiphophorus couchianus (Monterrey platyfish), 1619 nucleotides long. It is a transcript of the gene mettl6, whose product is annotated as methyltransferase 6, methylcytidine. NCBI's taxonomy places the organism in Eukaryota, Metazoa, Chordata, Actinopteri, Cyprinodontiformes, Poeciliidae. The coding region runs from base 205 to 1155 and encodes 316 amino acids. The transcript is spliced from 5 exons. The record is from RefSeq and is a predicted model, not a curated record.
AUCUAUGUCAAGACAGUGGUGCCACUGAAAUGGACAAGGAAUUACUAUUUUUGACUCCACACGGUAGAGUUAAAACAACGAACAAGAUGGCGUCGAACGGUGGAAAAGUUUAGCAAAUUAUAUUCUACUUUUAAAUGUCUAGAUGUUAGCCUUUUAAAAAAAAAUUUACUUGUUGACAAGGCACCCAAUCAGUUUUAAGGUAUUAUGUCAUUUACAGGAAUUGAAAAGUGCGAAGUUGACCUUACACAAACCGUAAAAUUGAAAUCCAAAAAUGAAACGUUUCCAUGCGGACAAGCAACAACCUCCACAGCCGGACAUUUAACCCAGGAGGAGCUGGACAGACUGAGCAGCGAGCGGACUCUGGUGUCCGACUUCAAACAGAUGAAAAUUGAAAAAGAAGCUCAAAAAAACUGGGACUUGUUUUACAAGAGAAAUACUACAAAUUUCUUCAAAGACAGACACUGGACCACCAGAGAGUUUGAGGACCUCCAAGCAUGUAGAGAGUUUGAGUCCCAGAAGCUGGUUCUGCUGGAGGCUGGUUGUGGAGUAGGAAACUGCAUCUUCCCUUUGCUAGAGGAGGACCUCAACAUCUUUGUUUAUGCAUGUGAUUUCUCACCCCGGGCUGUUGAAUUUGUCAAAAAAAAUCCUCUGUACCGCCCCGACCGCUGCUGUGCGUUCCAGUGUGAUUUAACAAAAGACCAUCUGAUGGAAAAUGUUCCAGAGGCCAGCGUCGACGUUGUUACUCUCAUCUUUGUCCUGUCGGCCAUUCAUCCUGAUAAGAUGAAGGUGGCUUUAGAGAACAUUGGCAAGGUUCUGAAGCCUGGCGGUGUCAUCCUGUUCAGGGAUUAUGGCCUCUAUGAUCACGCUAUGCUCCGGUUUAAAUCUGGCAGCAAGCUGGGGGACAACUUCUAUGUCCGUCAAGAUGGAACAAGGUCCUACUUCUUCUCUAAAGAGUUCCUGGCUAAGCUGUUUGAAGAGGCGGACUUCCAGUCUGUGGUUAAUGAAUAUGUCCUGAGAAAGACAGUCAAUAAGAAAGAGGGGCUUUGUGUUCCCAGAGUUUUCCUUCAGAGCAAGUUUAUCAAACCAGCACAUUCCCAACAAGGUUCUGGACUAUUAUCUCACAAUUCUUCCAAAGAGAGCAAACAAGAAGAUUGAAAUGUGGACAGUAAAACAAUUUAUGUCUACUGGAUGAAAUUGGAAACUACAAUAAGGGACUUGGGGUUUCCUACCAAGUUUGCUCUUUGAACGAGGAGGUAUUUAAAUUUUUUGUACAACAAAAAUUUUCAGUUCAUUAGCAUGCCAAUAUAGAACCAGGUGAGGAUUUUUUUUAAAUACUUUUUUGUUUGUACCCUUUUAAAAAUAUUUUUAACCAUCUAUGUCUUCUUAUCCAUUGAAGAUGAUCUGUAAACCUUGAUUGGGUCAUUUCAGUUUGGUCCUUUCAAAUAGUCAUUUAUUCUUUAAAAUAACAAUGAUGUCACAAACUCAAAGAUAUAUUCACAUCCAGGCUACAUAAAAUAAACUCAAUACAGUCAGCUGAAUUUCAUGUAUCUUCACAUUCAUCAGAGCUUGAUGUCACAAUUUUUUUUUGAGUGAGAAUAAAAAGUGACCAAAGACUAUGA